Pogoniulus pusillus (Red-fronted tinkerbird) is the source of this 4057-nucleotide messenger RNA. It is a transcript of the gene CTXND1, whose product is annotated as cortexin domain containing 1. NCBI's taxonomy places the organism in Eukaryota, Metazoa, Chordata, Aves, Piciformes, Lybiidae. The record is from RefSeq and is a predicted model, not a curated record. Bases 688 to 867 code for a protein of 59 amino acids. The transcript has 3 exons.
AGAAGAUGAAGUUCAAUGCAAAUCCUUUGCUCUUCAACACAUAGAAAUGCAGUGGCUUCAGCCUGCCAUGUAAGCUCAGGAUCUCUGAAACACAGCCCCCAGCUCUCAGCUGCGAGGUACAGAGCACAGCAACUUGCACUCCACAGGACUGCGAGGCACGAUGAAGGCAUUGCCAGCCCCUUUGCCUUUAAAAUGCCAUGGCAGCACAGAGGCUUCGGCAGAACACCUCUGCUCUCCAGAGCUGUGCCUCUUCAGCCUUUCCUGAUGAAGACCUGGGGGACUGCUUACUUCGCAUACACCAGAGGCAAUGGCUAGGGUGAGCAGCCUGCAGCCAGAAAUCCCCAGUGCAGAGCACAGGCGAUUGCCCUCCACGAGCAGAGGCUUCGGAGCCGAGCCGUGCUGAGCAGAGAACCCCUCCGGUGACAGAGCCAUGUGUGCCCGGGAGGAGCUCGGCUGAAAAGCAAUGCAAAGACAGCAGUGAGAGCUGCACCCAGGUCUGGGUGUCCCUGAAGCAGCUGGAGCCUGCAGGCUGCACCCACUUACCCAGCUCCUCAGCUAUGACUGCAGCAGGGAUUCCAUCUCCACCAUGCUGCUAUGCUGGGCUGUGACAGGCUGCCGGCCCAGGUCUGCAAGGUGGUUGAUGAUGUUAGGAGCAAGCAUAAGGCUGGAUGAGGAGCGGCACAAGCCAUGGAGGGACCAACCCCAGAGCCUGUGUAUGUCGACGUGGACAAGGGACUGACGCUGGCCUGUUUUGUCUUCCUCUGCCUCUUCCUGAUUGUGAUGAUUAUUCGCUGUGCAAAAGUCAUCAUGGACCCCUACAGUGCCAUCCCUACAUCCACCUGGGAGGAGCAGCAUCUGGAUGACUGAGAGGGCCUCUCUGGCCAGAGCCACAGAAUGCUGCAAGCCAGGAGGCCUUUCCCAGCAGGGAGGCUGCCACACGAGCAGCCACCUCCAGAGACGCAGGGCAGAGGCACUGGCUCCAAGAGCAGGCAGUGGAAAUGAGCCCUGCUCAGCAGGUCAGGGUCUCAGCUGGCAGCACAGUCUAACACUAUGCAGCAACCCCUCUUUUACUGAGCACAGGCCCCGUGGUCACUCCAGCAGCACAAGAUCCUCCAGGCAGUUCCUAAGAGAACUCUUGGUCUAGCACAGCUUGUCCUCCCCUCAUGAUCUGCCACAAACCCAGGGUCACCACCAGAAUCUGGGGAAGCAACAACCUUUUCUUUGUCUUCCUGGCAGUAGAUUGCUCCAAAGGUCUUCCUCAGUCGCUAGGUUUGUGUUUCAGGAAAGGCUCAGCAGAAGCACUUUGGCAGCCCUGGUUAAGCAGGGUUAUGCCAGCAGGUUUCCUCUUAGCUCACUUGGCUCUGCACACUCCUGCCCCACUGCAGCCCUGCUUCCAGAGAUCAGGACACAGCAGCAGUCAGACCAUGCUCCCCCCGGGGGUCACAGACUGCUGGGCACCCUGGAGCACCACCUGGCUCUCUCUGGGUGAUGCAGUAGCCAGGCACAUCAGCUGCUGUGGGGCUGUGGAUUAGCCAGAGGUGUCAGACCACUUACUGUGGGCUCGGUAGCCAGCAAGAGCCUACGGAGCAGAGCCUGGGCACUGCUGGUUCCAGCUGCACAGAUGUGAGUUUCCAAGAAGAACUGCCUCUGCCAUUCCACCCAGCUUUGGCUUCAGGAGCACUUCAGUGGAUGGCCAAGACGGUAAGCAGAGCCACUGCUCCUUGCUUCAGCACUCAGACUCCUCAGCACCACGCAGUAAGAUGCAUUCUACCUCGGAGAAACGCAGCACCUUGCAGAGAAGACUCUCCCCAGAUGCUAAGGUGAAGAGCUCUCCAUUUCCUUCUGCCAGCACAUCAAGAGGGGCACUAUGCAGGAAGGCAUAAAGGAAUGUGGGAGCUUUGGCAAGUUAUUGUUUACCUUUCAAGGAGAGGGGGCUGGGGGGGUUCCCCUGUCCUCUGCCCCCCAGAUUUUAAGGUUUGCUCACAGCUGCCUUUUUCAGUGACCACACCUGGCUCAUGGCUUCGUAAGGUGCAGAUCCUGCAGCCCCAGCAAGCGUCGUGAGCAGACAAGGCUUGAAAGAGCAGCCCUGCAGGAAGGAUGUGUCACUGUUUCUCCUCUCCCUUACAUCAGCCCUGAUCUCUGAAUUCUUGCCAUGAGGCAGCAUCCAGUGGGUCAGAAAGGCAGAACCAAAGGUUGUGGCAAGGAAUCAGGAUGUAGGCUUUGUAUGUUGCUACUCUCGGCUCUGACAGACCACACAAGUCACUUCUUUAUGUGCCUCAGUCUACUCAUCAGUGCAAUGGGGACAGCAGUAUCAGCUUGUCUCACAGCCUUUCACCUGGCUUCUAUGGCAGAGAGCACUUGGAGAGUCUUGGACAGGGACACAGAGAUGAGACACUGCUUCCCAACUCCUCCUGAAAGGAAUGGGGAGGUCUGAGUCUCAGCAUACAGUGAGGGAAGCACUCCUCAGGCAGAGGACUCGUUCAGACCUCCAUCUGCACUCUCAGAGCGUGUGCUCGGUUGUGCCAAGUGGCACCUGGCUUUGUUACCUGUUCCACUGAUUCCCGAGGUGCUCAGCACUGUGAUCAGAGACUCCCAACACAGCAGGCUGUGAAGCACAGGGGUACCUUUGCGUGGCUCUUCCACACAGGGUUUGCUCACCUGUUGCAGGAGAGUCCAUCCAGGAGGCAGGGAACAUGAGGACUGGCUUUAACCUUGCUGUUCUCUGAUGAGGGACCUCCACUGGCUGUGGGUGAGGUUGCUCAGCAGGCUGCUAGCCAGCCUCAGUUUCUGCUAGCCAGUUAACCACCAGUAACUGAGGAGAUUUUCAGGUGUGGGUGUUAAUGAUCACCAUACUUGGAGCAAACACAUUGGUCUCUCUUAUGCCUGAGUGUGUCUAUCCAAAGCAGGAGAGGAUGUCCCAGCUCAGAGCAACUUGCUUCUGCUCCCUGGGCUAAGAUUUAGAACGCACACUGUGUGUCUCAGACUCAUCUCUUACCCUGGUACUAGUGAGGCUACUGACACUAUAAAUAGAAGAAGAAAAGGGUUCUAUUUCCAGGCUACAGAUGCUUGCAUUCUGCAGGGCAGCUGGCUGCAUUCACAGCUGAUGCAGAGUGAGGACAGAACUUGCUGCCAUCACAGCUCCCAGGGCCAGCUCUCCACUCAGUGCUCUCUGCAUGCACGACUCUGGCUUGGCCACGGGGCACUGCUAAGCACAUGCUUGAAGUGAAGGUUCCGAGCGGGCUUCCUGACCACACAAAGACCAGGGUCAGUCGUGUGCUGUGCUCUCGGCAGGGCAGGGACAGCAGCAGGCAGUGCUGGCAGGAGCACAGCCUGUGUGAGGACAGAGGGUUAGGGAUGCUGGGGCCGCAGGCAGCAAGCUUGCUCUGCAAGGGCCUUUGCCUCUGGACCAGCUUUACAGACCACUUUAUGGGCUUCCCCCAGAGCCCAAGGGCAAAGACCCCUGUGGGUAGCUCUCUUUUCUGACAAGAAAGCACUUGUCUUCCUGGCACGGCCUGGCAAGUUCAUCCUUCUGUUGCCCACAAAGGUCUCCACAGCAUCUGUGCCCACGUCCAGCCUGCUCACGGCCGUGCAAAGUCAGCCUGGCUGCGUUCAGAGAGACAACCUACAUGCGCUCGGAUCGCCGCCUCGCCCUCCGGCUGCAGCCGCGCACCGCCCUGCAAGCCACAGCAAUACCGAACACCAAGCGGGGAGCAGAAGUGCUCUCCUCCCUCAGCCGGGACUGGCCCGCUGCGGCCAGCGUGGCAGCUCCUGCCUGGCACCGGCGCCGUGAGCCCUGGCAGCUCGCAGCGGUGGAAGGUCCCUCCUAGCAGGGCUGCGUCGCUGGGCUGGGUCGCAAUGCCAGCUGCAUGCAACAAGUGCCUCUGCUGCUUUAGGCUCUUUUUCAUGUUGCCAUACUACCAGCACCUGCACUCAGAGGAGAUAACUCAGACUUGUUGCAAAUGUAUUUAUCUCACACAAUAAAUGGCUUACACGUGGAGAACCUUCCGCUUGUCUCUGUUGUGGUUUGCUUCUGGUUGCCAGGACCUCCCUAAGAACA